AUGAAUGGGAUAUUUGCUAUUGAGAAACCUAGUGGUAUAACAUCUAAUCAGUUUAUGCUAAAGUUGCAGCAUGCUUUAACUAAAAGUCAAGUAUUCUCGAAAGAAAUUCAAAGGGCAACAGCAGAAAGAAAGCAGCAAUAUGAAAAAGAGACAGGUAAGAAGGCCAGCAAGAGAAAACUGCGUAAAGUCUCGAAGGUAAAGAUGGGACAUGGAGGGACUCUGGAUCCGUUAGCUUCUGGCGUCCUCGUAAUUGGUAUUGGAACGGGUACCAAAAAGCUGGCAAAUUAUCUUUCAGGCACCAUCAAAGUUUAUGAAAGUGAAGCCUUAUUUGGUGUUUCCACUACUUCAGGAGAUGUAGAAGGUGAAAUUCUGUCUCAGAGCUCCGUUAGGCAUUUGAAUUUCGAUGAUUUAAAGACUGUGGAGGAAAAAUUUGUUGGACAACUAAAGCAGACGCCGCCAAUAUACGCAGCUUUGAAGAUGGAUGGUAAACCCCUGCAUGAAUAUGCUCGGGAAGGAAAACCUUUACCCAGGGCCAUUGAGCCCAGACAGGUUACUAUUUAUGACUUGAAGGUGUUCCCAGACUCUCUUAAACGUGAUCAUGACUAUCCCUUAUUGAGGCCCACUACAGAGGAAGCUGUUGAUACCGUAAAAAACCUGAACGCAAACAUGCUAAACGAUGUCUUAUACUUUUCAAAAGAAUAUACUGAGAAGCACGGCCUGGAUUCUGAAGUGGCGAAAGUGGAAGAACCAUUCCCACUGAGUGAGCAAGAGGAGCAGGAGAUCCAGAAAGAAGGAAAUUCCUAUAGGGCUCCAAAAUUGCACUUCAAAGCUAAUGUAUCUUCUGGAACAUAUAUUAGAUCCUUAGUAAGUGACAUUGGUAAAUCUAUGAGGAGCUCAUGUUACAUGGUAAAAUUGAUACGUUUGCAACAGCAGGACUGGUCUCUUGAGAGAAAUAAUGUGUUCCAACUAAGGGAUUUUACUGACAGAGACGAAAAGGUGUGGAGCAAGGUAUUGGAAAAGGUUCUAGACGAAGGAGCAACUGUUGAUGUCAUAGAAGAGCUAAAGAAAGCAGAAAAGGAAGUACCAAGUGACGUGAAGGAAAGUACAAUUCCCGACGAUCAAUCCGGAAAUGGGGCCUCGACCGAAUCAACAGAAACUGCUAACGUCGAAGAGCAGCACAAUGCACUCAAGAGGAAAAUCGAACAAGUGCAAGAAAGAUGA
Messenger RNA from Saccharomyces paradoxus, 1221 nucleotides. RefSeq names its product pseudouridine synthase PUS4 (gene PUS4). Gene Ontology annotation, molecular function: pseudouridine synthase activity; RNA binding. Bases 1 to 1221 code for a protein of 406 amino acids. The record is from RefSeq and is a predicted model, not a curated record. Lineage: Eukaryota; Fungi; Ascomycota; Saccharomycetes; Saccharomycetales; Saccharomycetaceae. Gene Ontology annotation, biological process: tRNA modification; mRNA pseudouridine synthesis. The transcript has a single exon. Gene Ontology annotation, cellular component: mitochondrion.